Messenger RNA from Knipowitschia caucasica, 1362 nucleotides. The record is from the annotation of a GenBank genome assembly. NCBI's taxonomy places the organism in Eukaryota, Metazoa, Chordata, Actinopteri, Gobiiformes, Gobiidae.
AUGGCCGCGACUCUCACGGUGAACGGUGGCGGGGGGCAGGAGGAGCCCUUUUACGCGCUGCAGAAGUCCGCUCUGCCGAACACUUUUCCCCUGGAGGACUCGCCGUUCUUCCCGGACUCGGACAAGAGUGGCCAGCAGGACUACUCUCAGACUAAGUGUGAACUAGAUAGAUACAUCUCCUUUCUUCAGUCGUCAGAGAGAGACAAUCAGCAAAAGCCGACACGCGAGCCAGUGUCUGUGAUGGACCAGUUCUUCAGUGACGAUCAGCCCUGUGCUCCCUACACCCUCAACAUGAAUCUGUAUCUCCAGGAUGUCGCCUAUUUGAGAAUGGGCCUGUGUCAGCAGGUACGGCUCCCUCAGGACCAAAGCCACUCCACUGUGACCCAAAUCAAGACAGAGCCCACUGCACAGUGCUUCUCCACUCACCUCCCCAAUGCAAGCUGCAGCCCUGGACAGGCGGGCAGUGGGAUGAAUAUGGACAUGACAGGUUUACCAGACUUUAGUGUUUUUAACAACUCUCACAAUGGUUGCACCAGUUCAGGCUCAGAGGUGUUUAUUAAACAAGAGAUGCCCCCUCAAUACGAACAAAACACGCUCCACGACAACGGCAGCUCUCUGUUUCAGCUUCUAAACUCUGGCCUCGAACAUCACCAUGGAAACAUUAUGGAUCAUCAUUCUCAGAUGCCUACAGGACCAUCACCUAUUCACACACCUUACCAUGAAGAUCAGACUACGAAGCCUGCUUAUUGUGGCCAUAACAGGUCCUACACCCGUCCUGGCGCCCACACGCACACCCGCUUUCUCCCACAACAACCAGCCUACCUGCCCCCCUCUCCCCCCAGCUCCGAGCCUGGCAGUCCUGACCGGCAAAAAGAGCUGCUCCACACGUUAUCUCCCCCUCCAUCAUACGCUGCCUCCAUCGCCUCCAAGCUCGCCGGGAGCAGCCCCGGCCUGGGCCACAGUCCUGUUGCUAACUUACCCCUGCCCCAUCCCUCUCCUGUGCCUUCCUCAGGAGCCCCCCAAAGCACUCCAGCUCCAUCUCAGACCACCAUGCCAGUCAGAUAUAACCGACGGAACAACCCCGAUCUGGAGAAAAGGAGAAUUCACCAUUGUGAUUACCCAGGCUGCAAGAAGGUUUACACAAAGUCAUCUCAUCUGAAAGCCCACUUAAGAACGCACACGGGUGAGAAGCCAUACCGGUGUACAUGGGACAGUUGUGACUGGAGGUUCGCUCGCUCGGACGAACUCACGAGGCACUUCAGGAAGCACACGGGCGCCAAACCCUUCCAGUGUGCCGUGUGCUCGCGCUCCUUCUCCCGCUCGGACCACCUGGCCCUCCACAUGAAGAGGCACCAGAACUAG